CACACUGGCACCAGGGAUAGUUGCAUGAAGACCGCCUUUGAAAAUGAUCGCCUCCUUCACUUUCGUACGUUUUCUCCACACCUGGGCUCUGUGAUGGAGACUGCAGGAGGUAGCGGCGGUGGUGGAAGCAGGGACAGCAACAGGGGUUCCUACGAGCUGUACGAUGACCAGCGGGCACCCGGCAAGUUGGCAGGGGAGCCGCCCACCAACCGACCCAGCCCCAACGUCGGGCAGGCAGCACCAGGAUGCCCGGGCUCACUCUCCGAGUCUACUCAGAAGGUGGAGGAACUGGAACGCCAGCUGAUGGACAUGAAGCUACGGGAGGACAAGCUGCUGCAGAUCAUCAGCGACCUACGCUCGGCACACGGGGGUCAUACGUCCAAUAUAGCUUUAGACUCGGCUCCCUUCUUGAACAUGGAUGGUGCCACGGGAUCACCCUCGAGCGAGAGCGUUGGGGAGAAUGUCAAGGACGCUCGCAUGAAGUACCUGCAGCGUCAGGUGACCGUUCUACAGGCCAAUAUGUACAAGGCAGAGGGCUGGGGCCAAAGAGCCACUGAGGCGAUGAAGGAGCGGGACAAGGCGGUCGACGAGUGCCGUCUGACCUCUGGCCAGCUGGCCAAGGCGCUGCAGGAGAACGAGAGCCUGCGGCAAGAGCUGAGCAAGCUCAACGCCGGUUACCUGGAGCUGCAGCAGAAGCUGCGACUGACCAUGCAGGAACUGGACACAGAGAGCCGGCAUGAGCGCUGCCAGAGCCAGGCGGCCAAGCUGCAAGAGGAGGUGACCUCGCUUCGCUCGCAGUUCCUGGUGCUCAAGGAAUCGUCACUUCGUCUCUCCCAGGAGAACAAAGGUCUCCGAGAGCUCACGUCUAACUCGGGUCCGGGCAGCAGUCAGUCUCCCAUGUCCGGCAACUCUGCGUGCAGCCAGGAGCUGGAGUACCUGCACAGCGUAGUGGAUAUGCUCAAGACGACGGUGCUGGAGCAGAGGAACUUCCUGGUCAGCAUGAAAGUACCGCAGCAGUCGUUCAGCGGGCAGACGAGAAGACCUGCGCUGAACGGUCUCCACGACAACACCUCUCACCUGGGCCUGCAACUGACCAGGGAUCAGGUGGCGGCCAUGUCCAAGUCGGCGUCUGCAGCCCUCGGGUCAGAGUACCAACAAAUAGGCUCGCCGAUGGUUCCAAACUCAUCGAAAGCAGCCUCGUCCGUUCUUUCAAUGUUUUCUGGUCAGGGCGACACCCAGCAGCUCAGGGCGAAUGGUAUGCCUGUCAUGGAGGCGAGGUCCACUGCAGGAGGGAGCCACCGCGCUCUGGCUGACCCGAUCAGCUCGGCCCAGGGGGAACAAAACGUCCCCAAGUCUUUCACUGGCACGGCUCCGCUGGCUACUUCAGGACCUGGGGCUCAUGUGCAACGGCAACUGCAGGGGAGUUCACCGGUCAGCUCGCCGAUGGGCUCCAGUCACAAUAUGAAAAUGCAGCCGACGAAAACGACGGCCUCUACGAGAGAGCAGAGUCAGGCUGCUCAGGCAGCUCAGCUGGGCCGCAUUUCCGGGGGGAGUGGGGUCGUGCCCCAAAGCAGCGCCAGCAGCGUGGCGCAGAACGUGAAUGUGAAUGGAACGACGGACACUCUUCUGGCUGUUCCUUCGGGGAGGAAAAUAUCCUCGGAGAUUCUCGCGUACCGCCAGAGCCCCGACCAAGGUUUGAACAUUAAUCACGGCGGCAGCAAGUCGGACAUACUUCAACGGAACCAGAACAAACUGGCGACUGAGGGCAAGAAUUUUCCUAACUGGUUGUACAGCUCCACUUCAGGAUAUGGAUACCAACAAGGUUCUGCUCCUGGUGGCGGUGGCAGUGGUGGCAUAGGUCAGUUUCAGGCCACAGGGGCGGGAAAGAGCGCCCUCGCAGUGGCUGGCUUGUCUGGUCACUCCCCUGUGGCCUAUGAGGGGGCGAUGAUGCUCCCGGAGCAAGAGCAGGGUGUCCCCUCACCAAGACACAACGUGAGCUCAGCCGUGCAAACAGCCAGUAGCCAGGACCCUCAUGCUUCUGCUGUUGGUAACCACGCGGGAGGUGUGCCUCAGGGGUCUCAUCCAUCGGCGCAGCAACAGCACAUCUACCGACCACCCAUGCUGUUUGCGGACAACGCCUCGUCUCUACGCCUGGCCAAUGUGGACAUGAAGAGUGGCGGUCUGAUGGCGGCGACGCCUGGCUCAUCCUCUGCUGUGAGUGAUCAGAGACCACCUUCUCACUCGGGACUUGACAACGGUCAGAAAUUACAAGAGUGGCUCAGUGGCCCCACACCCGCAUCAGGCGGAGGUGGUCGGACGGGAAACAGAGACGGCCCUCCUAUUGGGGCCUCGCCUGCUGUGGCAUUUAACGGGGGCAGCUUCGAGUCGGCGGUGGAGCCGCCGCGAGCGCACCUGAACUCUGACCGGAUCUGUCCGGUGUGCAGCAAGGACUACAGCGAGGUGAGCAUGGAGGACUUCCAGACGCACGUCUUCGAGUGCUUCGACGACGAGAACACGCCGGAGACCAUGAGGCCAGAAGUGUCACUGGACCGCACCUGCCCGAUGUGUAACGGGAAGUUCAGCCAGGAGAUGAGCCAGCAGGAUUUUGAGGCCCAUGUACAUAGUCACUUUGGGGAGGAGGUCUUUACCCUGUUGCAGCCUUGAGUCUUUUUUAACCAUGGGUUUUCUCUUUUUUUAUAGUCGUUUCCAGCCCUGUCUGGCUCAUUUAAGGAACAUUCAAUCCCUUAAAGUCUGCUAUUAUCAUGCCAAGUCAUGUUUUCAAAAGCACAAGGCAGUAAUUCAGUUAAAAAGCAAGAAUGGCAAGUAUGGAAACAAAUUUAUAGUUUGCAAACUGCUUUCCUGGUAAUUCUUGUGUCCCUGAAAAAUAAUGGCAGAAAGCAUUUGCCUACUUGGCUCAACAGUGCAGUUUCUGAAAUAUAGCCGUCUAUGGCAAGUUGUAAGUUUCACACUUCAAUGUGAAUUUUCAACAAAAAUAAAUCCGUAGCAACUUGAAAGCCAGUAUCCAUUUACGCCAUAUAUACGAGUAAUGGAAGGGAUCCCGGCUGUUUUGAGAAGUCGUACCCGGUCAGAUGAUCAAAAUCUAGAAUUUAAAAAAUAGUUUUCAACAGGGCAGAGUAAUUUAUGUCAUUGAGCUCUAGAACCUGAAGGUCUGCUGAAAAGCUGUGACGGGCCCUUCAGCUUUACCAAAGAGCCAAGGAUAGCCCCUCGAAUAUGGCAGGGAUGGGGUUAUGAGAAGAUAUAAUAUUUUUUCAAAGCUGGAAGUGAAAAUCACACCAAGUCGUGCUGUUGUUGAAAGUCAAACUGAAAUCAGCUCAAGGUUCGAAAGUAAAAUGUUUAUCUUGCUAGAGCGUUCCAUUAAUGGAGGGAGAAACCGAAGUACCCUCUGAAAGGAACUGAGCCAGCGGUGAAGACAUCAAAUAUGGGAGGGAUGUACUGUACCAAUGUAAAAUGGUAAAAACAGGUCAUGGAACAUCUUCACUGACCUCUUCAUUUAAAAACAGCAGUGGAGUACGCUUAAACCGAAUAUGAUUAAUCUAAUAACAGCAGUAAACUGAAAGAAAAUACUAUCCUCAAUUCCCCCCCCCCUCCCCCCCUCUUUGUCUUUGUAAGGAAACUUAUCAUUAAGUUGAAAAGCUCCCAUUUUUAAAUGACGAAAAUAAUAUCAAGGGUUAUGUUGGUUAAAUCUUCACUAACCACCCUCGCAUGGUGUAAAUCAUCAAUUCUUACAUGCUUCAAGAUAGCUAGAGAGAUAUGAGAACGCAUGUACUGAUUGAGGCCCAGAGAGAAGCACUGCCUACUGUGUGCUGUCUGCCUAUGUUUGUCACACACAUUAGUGGGCCUACAAACUGUGUGUACAGGCCUACUAGUGAAGCACCGAUAGCCAAUGUCCGUGUAUUGCACGACCUUCAGUUGGUCAUGGCCUAUUUUUUCUCUGUAAAGUUCGUGCACGUAGCCCUUCAUAUGAGCACGUGACAGCAUGUGGUGUGACUGUGAUUCGUGAUGUCACUAGCGUUAAGAUUUCUCACUUCUCUAGACUAGUGCUGAGCACAGUACAGUGUGCUGGUCUGCUCUGUCAUUUGUCUCUUCUGUGCCACUGUUGGGCACAUUCAUCGAAAGCUUAUAGUUACAGCCAACAGCUCAAAUUGCAGUUGCUACUAAAAGAGGCAGAUGGGAGGAAGGGAAAAAACUUUCAAAAAGUGAAAUUUCGUCCUAACUCUACAGUCCUGCAGAUUUCGGUUUAAGUGCACUCCACUGUAUAUUAUAAUCAAUGUUUUUGUAUGGCUCAAACUAAAAGUAGGAGCUCUGUUUUUGUAAUAAUAUAAUCAUUCAGGUAUUUCAACACACCAACACUGCCACUUCUACUACUACUACUACUGCAGUGGAAAAAGCAGCCUCUGAUAGUCAUAUCUUUGCAAUGAUGAUUUAUGUGGGAAGAUCAGAU
Messenger RNA from Aplysia californica (California sea hare), 4462 nucleotides. RefSeq lists its product as uncharacterized. Lineage: Eukaryota; Metazoa; Mollusca; Gastropoda; Aplysiida; Aplysiidae. The record is from RefSeq and is a predicted model, not a curated record.